This is a messenger RNA of Solanum dulcamara, 950 nucleotides long. Its product is annotated as probable serine/threonine-protein kinase WNK4. Bases 538 to 786 code for a protein of 82 amino acids. Lineage: Eukaryota; Viridiplantae; Streptophyta; Magnoliopsida; Solanales; Solanaceae. Gene Ontology annotation, cellular component: cytoplasm. Gene Ontology annotation, molecular function: protein serine/threonine kinase activity. Gene Ontology annotation, biological process: intracellular signal transduction; protein phosphorylation. The transcript has 3 exons. The record is from RefSeq and is a predicted model, not a curated record.
UCCCCUUUUUUUUUCUGAUCAAGAUUUAUUAUUUUUGCUUAGUGUUGCCUUUUUGAACAUUUGAAAAAAAAGAAACACCUUCCCAAAUUUGUUGAUGUUUUUUUUUUCAAUCACAAUUGAGUAAAAUCAAUUAGCUAGGUGGGUAUGUCUUGAAUGAAGAACACUUUUAGAAAUUGGUUGUACAAUGGAGAAUUAUGUUAUUAUGGUCAUGGCAACAAGAACCCCAUCAGUCUGCAUAUUUCAUUCGACUAAUUGGGUCGAUCUCAAUGAUGCUCAGUGUCGAUUCCAUCGACAAUUCUUCUUCUUCCUCCCUGGCCUUUUGAGACAUGUAAAUAUGUCACAUUUUCUUGAAGAAAAAUCCUCUUUUGCCUUUGAGUAAGGUUGUCUCUGUUCUUGUUCUUCCUUUUCCUCGUCGUUGUCGUUAUCGUUGUUGUCUUCUCUUGUUGUUUAACAGAAUGAUUUCUGGGGCUGGAAUUGGAAAUGAGGACCCUUUAGGAUGUUGUAUAAUUAAGAAAGGUGGAUCUUUUGAUUGGGCUAAUGAUCAACCACCUUACUUGCAAGAUGACUAUGUUGAGAAAGAUCCCAAUGGACGAUAUGUUCGAUAUAAUGAGGUAUUGGGCAAGGGAGCAUUCAAGACUCUUCAAUGCAUUUGACUUACUUGAGGGUAUUGAAGUUGCAUGGAGCCGAGUGAAAAUUGAGGACGUAAUGCAGUCACCAGAAAGUUUGAGAAAAUUAUAUUCAGAAGUUCAUCUUUUGAGACAAUUGAAACAUGACAAUGUAAUGUAGUUAUAUGAUUCGUGGAUUGAUGACAAGAAGAAGACAGUGAGUUUGGGAACCUGAGGCAGUGAGUUUUUCGUCAUAGUUUCUUCAUUUGCUUAUCAUGUUCUCUUAAAAUGAUCAUGUAUUCAUCGAUGUAGAUAUCGUAACAAGUACAAAAGUGUUGAUAUGAA